Messenger RNA from Magallana angulata, 867 nucleotides. RefSeq lists its product as uncharacterized. Lineage: Eukaryota; Metazoa; Mollusca; Bivalvia; Ostreida; Ostreidae. The coding region runs from base 1 to 867 and encodes 288 amino acids. The transcript has a single exon. The record is from RefSeq and is a predicted model, not a curated record.
AUGCCUGCAGAAAUAUUACUGAGUAGAGGGAUACUUAAACUACAAAAUAAGGAAAUUCCUUGUUUCCAGACUACUACAAACAGCAAAUGUCGUAGAGUUACGGCGGCAGACAAUUACGAAAUUCCACUGUUCAGCGAAAGAGUUAUACGGGCCUUUGUUGAGAGAUCUGAAGAUCCCAAUGAACAAAAGGAGUUAUUAAUUGAGCCGUCAGAACUUUUCGCUGAACGAUACGAACUUCAUAUGGCAAAUACUCUUGUAGAUAUUAAAAACAAUACUACCGUACCUGUUAGACUACUCAAUCUUACCAAUACGGAACAGUGUAUCCAUCGAGAUGCUGUUAUAGGUGUAGCAGAUGAAUUUAUACAUGAUGUUCAACUUCCUACAGGUGGAAUAAAGAAUCCAGACACUUCUACCUUGUCGAUCAGAGACGUUACUGAAAUUGACACAAGAGAAGUUAAAGAAUUGCCAGGCAAUAUGAAAGAUUUGUAUAGCAAUGCUGUUGAAAAUAAUGAUUUUGACGACUUGUCCAAAGAAAAAAAUUAUAAUUUACUUUGUGAAUACAGUGAUGCUUUAUCUAAAGAUGACUUAGAUUUGGGAUAUACUACAGUGACCGAACACGAAAUAGAUACUGGUGAUAGUAAGCAGAUAAAAUUGCCACCAAGAAGAGUGCCUCUCGCCUACGCUGAUGCAGAAUUUCUAUUUAUAAAAGAUAUGGAAAAACAGGGUAUCAAUCAGAAGUCUAAUUCUCCAUGGGCGCCCCCUUUAAACGUAGUCAUGAAGAAAAGUGGAAAGGUCAGACCAUGUAUCGAUUAUCAAAAGGUGAAUGAUGUAACUAAAAACGACGCCCAGAAUACAAGAUUGUCUUGA